Messenger RNA from Aspergillus pseudonomiae, 1263 nucleotides. RefSeq names its product L-lactate dehydrogenase. Gene Ontology annotation, molecular function: oxidoreductase activity; FMN binding. Bases 1 to 1263 code for a protein of 420 amino acids. The transcript has 4 exons. Lineage: Eukaryota; Fungi; Ascomycota; Eurotiomycetes; Eurotiales; Aspergillaceae. The record is from RefSeq and is a predicted model, not a curated record.
AUGAGCGACCCAACUAAUCCCAACAUCCAGAAGAGAACGACGCCACAAUGGGCGCUGUACCAGCGCGAGAAUUUCUGGAAGCUCAACGAAGGACAAACACCUCCUUUUAAUACUGACCCCAUUAAGCUGGAGCAGCUGGCUCAUGAGAAGCUUAGUCAAGGUGGUUGGUACUAUGCAUCCUCCAAUGCGGGCAUGUCCAACACCCACCUGGCGAACCGUCAAGCCUUCUUCCGUCGCCGCAUCAUCCCCCGACAACUAGUGGAUACCAACCUGCGAGACACCACUACGGAGAUCUUUGGACACCGUGUAUCAGCUCCGAUAGGCUUUGCUCCCAUCGGGAUCAACAAGAUCUACCAUCAAUCAGCAGAAGCCGCAGUCGCCAAAGUUGCAGGCGAGCUCAAUCUCCCGUACUGCCUCUCUACAGCAGGAAGUACACCAAUUGAGAAAGUCGCAGAGGCAAACGGCAAAGGUCCUCGGUUCUAUCAAUUGUAUAUGCCGCAUGAUGACGAGCUAACACUGUCUCUUCUUAACCGGGCUUGGAAGUCUGGGUUUGAUGCGCUUAUCCUCACCACUGACACCUGGCAGCUUGGCUGGCGACACGACGAUGUGGCCAAUUCGAACUAUGCCUUCUACCGCGGGACUGGUGCCGACAUAGGCUUGACAGACCCUGUAUUCCAGAAGCGAUGUCGCGAAGAAGGUAUUGACCCGGAGAAGGACAUUGUCGCGGCCUCGACGAAAUGGAUUGACUCCGUCUGGCACGGACGUGCAUGGUCCUGGGAGAAAAUCCCCUGGUUAAUCGAGCAAUGGAAGAAGAUUUCCGGCGGAAGACCUUUCGCCAUCAAGGGGAUCCAGUCGGUCGCAGACGCAAAGAAGUGUGUGGAGUACGGCGUCGAUGGCAUCGUGGUGAGCAAUCAUGCCGGUCGGCAGGUGGACGGAGCAAUCGCAAGCCUUGAUGCACUGGAGAAUAUCGCCAAUGCUGUCGGCAACAAAAUCUACAUCAUGUAUGAUUCUGGAGUUCGCGGCGCGAGUGAUGUCGCGAAAGCACUGGCGCUGGGAGCCCGGUUCGUGUUUGUGGGCCGGCUUUGGAUCUGGGGGCUCAGUAUCAUGGGAGAAGAAGGAGUCCGCCACGUUAUGAAGUCGCUGCUGGCUGACUUUGACAUUUUCAUGUGUGUUGCGGGGUUCAACAGUGUGGAGGAGCUUGACCGAUCGAUUUUAGAAUCUUAUCCAAAAGGAUAUACCCUUAUUCCGGAUAUAGUCUUGUGA